UCUAUCCUUUGUUUUGACUUUGACCUCGGUUUUAACCUCUUCUCACACGUGGUCCAUCCACUGUGUCUGUGAUGGUCCUGCUAAUAAACCUUUCUGUUUGUUCCUGCAGGACGGGGAGCGCGGCUACCUGGACGGGCUGGCCUCGCGCUACGCGGACCUCUACCGGACGCACUACGCCGACGUCCUGGAGCACCUGGAGCAGCUGCGGCGCCGCGAGUGGGCCGACAUGUCGCCGCGGAUCCGCGUCCUGGGCAUGGAGUCCCCGACCACGCCCACCUCGCAGCCCAUCUACGUGCCCGGGAAGUACUCG
Messenger RNA from Frankliniella occidentalis (western flower thrips), 310 nucleotides. RefSeq lists its product as uncharacterized. NCBI's taxonomy places the organism in Eukaryota, Metazoa, Arthropoda, Insecta, Thysanoptera, Thripidae. The transcript has a single exon. The annotation marks the transcript as partial. The record is from RefSeq and is a predicted model, not a curated record.